Physella acuta is the source of this 4303-nucleotide messenger RNA. Its product is annotated as ankyrin-3. The record is from RefSeq and is a predicted model, not a curated record. Gene Ontology annotation, molecular function: protein kinase activity; protein binding; ATP binding. NCBI's taxonomy places the organism in Eukaryota, Metazoa, Mollusca, Gastropoda, Physidae. Gene Ontology annotation, biological process: protein phosphorylation.
CUGAGAUGGUGGAACUUUUAAUUCAGACCGGUGCUGAUGUGAGUGUUCGAGAUACUAAAAAUUGGAAUUCUUUGAUGUAUGCUGCGUCAAAAGGUCAUGUCAGCACUGUGGAGUUACUACUCAAGCACAAUGCAAAUCAGUUUGACGUUAACGAAGAAGGUAACAAUACAUUAAUGGUUGCUGCAGACAAUGGAAAAGUAGAAAUCGUCAAACUACUUCUAGAACAUUGCGCUGAUAUUUCCACUCGAAAUAAAGUGGGACAAAAUGCUUUGUAUUUGGCUUCCCUCAAAGGUCACAAUGAAACAGUUAGCGUGCUAAUUACACAUAAGGCAGAUAUAAUGAACAUCAAUACUAAAGACGAUAAAGGAUGGGAUUCUUUAAUGGCUGCUGUUUCGAAAAACCGCUUAAGCACAGUUGCUUUACUUUUAAAAAAUAAAAUAGACUUUUGCAAUAUAAACAACGAUGGCUUUAAUGCCCUCAUGAUUGCUGCUCAGAAUGGUUGUGUGGAUAUUUUAAAAUUACUUUUAGACCACAAAUUUGACCAAACGUUGAGAGAUACAUCAGGAAACGAUUCAUUGAUGCUUGCUUCUCUAAACGGACAUUCGGAAAUAGUUGAACUGUUAGUUCAGAGCGGGGGAGAAAUUCACAACAGAAACAAUGGAGGAUGGAAUGCCUUAAUGUGUGCUGUUUCUAAGGGGCAUUUAGAGACAGUUGAGAUGCUUUUAAAACACCACGCAAACCCAUCUGAUAUUAAUGAUGAAGGUUCUAAUGCAUUGAUGAUUUCCGUCGCCAAAGGACAUGUGGAUGUUGUAAGAUUACUAUUAAAACAAAACCCAGAUACGUCGACCAUUAAUCAAAAUGGACAAAAUGCAUUAUUUCUAGCAGCGCUGGUUGGUCAUUGCGAAAUCAUAAAAAUAUUGCUUGAAAGCAAAGCAGAUAUCCACAGCACAAAUAAUGUUGGAUGGAACUCUUUAAUGGCCGCAGCUUCGAAGGGUCACGUCAAUGCGGUGGAGCUUCUUUUGCAACACAAAGCUAAUGUUUUAUCAAGAAAUACAAAUGGGCAGCAUGCACUUCAUGUAGCCUCACAACACGGGCAUGUAGAAGUUGUCAAGCUACUUCUCGAUAAAUUAAACCUCAACGACAAAGACAAGAACGGUUGGACCAGUUUAAUGGCAGCCGCCUACGAAGGGCAUUUAGAUACGGUUAAAACUCUUUUAGAUAACGGCGCAAUUCCGUCUGAUGUUAAUAAUGACGGUUCAAACGCAUUUAUGCUGGCGGCGUUAAAUGGUAAAGUUGAAAUAGUUAAAUUGUUUUUGAAAUCUCAAGUUGAUAUUUUGGCAACCAAUAAUCAGGGACAGAACGCUUUAUAUUUAUCAUCGCUCAACGGGCACAUUGAAAUUGUGAAAAUUUUGCUUGAAAACAAGGUUGAUAUCAACAAAAAAGACAACAGAGGCUGGAAUUCUUUAAUGGCAGCAGUAUCAACCGGACACUUGUCUACUGUUAAAUUACUUCUACAGAACAAAACAAACCAGUUUAUUGUAAAUGCAUUUCAUAUUGCAGUAGAGUAUGGACAACUAGAAAUAGUACAAUUACUGUUAAAACAGCAUGUUAAUGUUUCAAUUGCGAACAAGUCGAACCAAAAUGCAUUGUUGAUUGCUGCUUCUAAAGGUUAUGACGACAUUAUCGAACUGUUGCUUAAAAACAAGGCAGAUAUUGCAAGCAAAAAUAAAAGUAAAUUGAAUUCAGUAAUGCUUGCUACUCUAAAUGGACACACAAGAACCGUUCAGCUACUUUUGAAACACGGUUGUAGUCAGUUUGAUGUAAAUAAAGAUGGAUCAACUGCAUUGAUGAUAGCUGCUGAAACUGGUAACGUAGACAUCGUCAAACUGUUUUUGAAAGAUAAUUCUGAUGUCUCAACAAAAAAUAAUCUUGGGAUAAAUGCACUGUACUUAGCUUCAAUGAAAGGGCAUAUGCACAUUGUGGACUUGUUACUGCAACAUAAGGCAGAUGUCCACAGCAGUGAUAAUGCGGGGACAAAUGUACUAAUGAUCGCGGCAUCAAAUGGACAUUUCGCUACAGUAAAACUUCUCUUAAAAAACGAAGCCCGCCUCGCUGAUGUUAACCUACAAGGAUAUAACGCUGCAGAUUUAGCUGCUAUAUCUGGGCAUUCUCAAAUAUUGGAUUUACUUAUACAUAAGAAGUUUGCAUUGAAUUCAACGAAUCAGGGUCAAUGGACAGAAGGAAAAAUAAAAAGUUUGAAUAGCAAAAUCAGCCUAGAUUGUCAAUUAUUACUAUUAAUCAAUGCAAUUUUGUUUUAUGAAAGACAGGAAGUAAUUAAAGUGUUAAUGUGCUACAUUCAAGAUACAAAAGAAUGGAGCUUAAAUAAAAUCAACUUAAAUAACAUACAAAGUACCCUCAAAGUGGUAAAAUAUCUGUAUGGACUUACGGAACAUAAGAUGGUUCCAAUUAAAGAAAUACAGAUCCACCUGGCUGAAGUUUUAUCUGAAUUUGCAAAGCCAAAUGUGAAUAUUCAUCUGUUUGAACACUGUGUUUUUGAAAAAUGCUGUCAUUUCAUUUAUAUGUAUGUAGACACGACUUCUAAGAAAAAUUUGAGCCUAAUAGCGCAAGACUUGGUAAAGUAUAAAUAUGCAGAGCUUUCCGUUAAAUAUCUACAAAUGUCUAAACUAUUUGAAUUCUCUGCACAUUAUUAUAUGGGAAUAAUUCUCGAGACAAUGAAGGGGUUUAGCGAUAAUAACAGGGACUUUUUAGAGUCUUUGGCUCAAAGUGGAAUAGCAAAGGUACUAAUAAAACAUCUAGGUGACAUAACAGAAAAAGAAAUUAACCAGAGCUUAUAUAUUUUCAUUGGCCUUGCUGUUGGGGUUUUAUUCAAUCUGACACUAAUUUGGAAUUUAGAAAACGAAAGGCUGAAACUUUUGAAGAUUUUGUCUAACUUAAUGCAUGUGAAAGACGAUGAACUAGUGAUGAGUAUUAAAAUAUUAAUCACAUUCUUGGAUGCCGAAUGCGAUGUUUUUGUUCCUACAAAAGAUGACUUGGAAAUGUUAAAACAAUGGAUGGAGAAAGCACUUACAGAAGAGAACAGAGCUUACAAAGGCUUUAGCUUAUCCUCUUUAACACAGUGUCUGGAAAAGUUUUAUUUAAAAUCCAAAACUGGCUACAAGAUACUGCAUGCUACGCCAAUGAGCAGCAUUCACCUCAUGCUGAAUUCUAAAAAUCUGGAUGAGCAAGAAGCAACCCUAGAUUGGAUUAAAGCAAUCGUCCGACAAAAAUAUGGGAAACAAUUGAUUCGGAGAAACGCUGAUGUAGUUGACACUCUGAAUAGACUGUCAAUGUCUGACAAAAAAUCGAUUAAACAAAAAGCAAAAUCUGUUAUUUUGGUAAUAAAACGAGAAUUAAUUCGAAUACAAGACGAUGAAGAAAUAAUUUCUGCUGAGUUUCCGGAUCAUUGGGCAAAAGCUGACUUCAUCGCCAGAGGCCAAUUUGGUACAGUGUACCACAUAGAAGACAAACUUGCUCCAGGCUUGAAAAAAUACAUAGCAAAAUAUAUUGUGAUUGAAAAAAAUGCUACAGAUCACUCAUUGAAUUUAAUGGAAUUAAGCAUAUUGAUGAAAAUAGAGCAUGCAAGAAUUGUAAAGUUCCAUGGCUUCAAGAGGGAAACACAAAAUAAACUUGUUUUAUUUUUCGAUUUCAUGAAAUAUGGAUCCAUCAAAUCGUACAUAAAAGACAAACCUUUGCAAGAGAAACAAAUUCGUAUUUUUACGCGACAAAUCAUAGAAGGACUUCACUAUUUACACACAUUUCAACCACCAAUUGUGCACAGGGAUAUAAAAGGAGAUAAUAUUCUUCUGGAGAACGAAAACAGCGUAAAAUUAUCAGAUUUUGGUACGUCUAAGCUGGUUAAUGAUUUCACUAAGGCUAAAACAUGCGUGGGUACCGUAAAGUGGAUGGCUCCAGAAGUAAUGAUUGCUGAUCAUCAGCAAACGUGCGGCUGUAAUUCUGACAUUUGGAGCGUGGGAUGUACAGUAAUUGAAAUGGCUACGGGGAACCCGCCAUGCUAUCAAUAUCCUGAUACUUGGUAUAUUUUACAUAUCAGUAGUCCCAACAAGCCUUUAUAUGAACUACCUGAUUGGUCGUCGCAGGAAAUGAUCAGCUUUCUAGACCAAACCUUGCAACAUGAUGUGAUGAAACGCCCAUCAGCAAAAACACUAUUGGACCACCCUUUUACUGUCACAGAAAACUCCGACUGAUGUUUAUCUUAAUUCAAUGCUUAUCGUUGAUAAAACAA